Solanum tuberosum (potato) is the source of this 1180-nucleotide messenger RNA. RefSeq names its product probable aldo-keto reductase 1. Gene Ontology annotation, cellular component: cytoplasm. The record is from RefSeq and is a predicted model, not a curated record. The transcript has 5 exons. Bases 366 to 782 code for a protein of 138 amino acids. NCBI's taxonomy places the organism in Eukaryota, Viridiplantae, Streptophyta, Magnoliopsida, Solanales, Solanaceae.
GAAAAUUCAAAUGGUCCCAAUUUGGUACUUUCAUUUAAUUGAUUGAAGAGUCAAGAUCUUCUGAGCUCAUUUUUCUCAUACUAGAAUAGUAGCUAACCAGUGCAUCCCCUGUGUAGCUUCUUCUCAUCAAGCAUUUGGUGUUUGAAAAUGGAGCACAACUCCCAAAUCCAAAUUCCUAAAGUAAAAUUGGGCACACAAGGGUUGAGGUUUCGAAACUAGGCUUCGGUUGUUUAGGACUUUCUGGAAUAUUAAAUACUCCUCUGUCACAUGAAGCUGGAUGCUCAAUCUUAAAGGAAACAUUCAAUAAAGGCAUCACCUUCUUUGACACAUCCGAUUUAUAUGGGCAUGAAGGCGACAACGAAAUAAUGAUUGGAAAGGCACUGAAGCAGCUUCCUCGUGAGCAAGUCCAACUGGCAACCAAAUUUGGGUUGUUACUUUCUGAGGGCUUCCAGUUUCAUGUCAAAGGCACUCCAGAAUAUGUACGGAAAUGCUGCGAAGAAAGUCUGAAGCGGCUUGAUGUAGACUACAUCGAUCUAUAUUAUCCUCACAGAAUAGACACAACUGUGCCAAUAGAGGAAACUAUGGGGGAACUCAAGAAAUUAGUCGAGGAGGGAAAGAUUAGAUACAUUGGUUUAUCGGAAGCCAGUGUAGACACAAUUAAGAGGGCACAUGCUGUUCAUCCCAUUACUGCUGUACAAUUGGAGUAUUCUCUUUGGACCCGUGAUAUAGAAGAGGAUGUCAUUCCGCUUUGUAGGGACAACAAAGAUCAAGAACCUCAAUGACAAUGUCCAAUCUCUAGGAGUGAAACUUACACUGGACGAUUUGAAGGAAAUUAUUGACUCAGUUCCUAUUAGUGAAGUGUGUGGAGAAAGAGACGGUGCAGUGAUCUCAAAGUACGAUUACCGGUUUGCUAAUACACCAUUAAUGCAGUAAAAUCACAUCCGCGAUUACUGGUGUAAAAGAACUAAAUCACCAUUAUGUGUUUCAAUAAGUGAACUCAUCCUUUGAUUGUGUACCCCUUGUCAAUUUAAUUGCCAGGAGAUGGACAUUCUUAGGUUAAGCUUCCACAAGCAAAUUUUAUGCUAUAAAACAUUCUCCUUUUAUCAUUUAAAUAGUUUUGUUGUUGUUUUCCAACCAGUACUAUUAAUAAUGACAUCAUAAUAGCAGUAUAUUCUGUAAA